UCAUCAUCAUCAUCACCAUCACGAACAAAAGUUGCCUUAACAGUGCUGUUCCAUUCAAGCUGCGCUGUCUCGGUGACCUUGAUCUCCAAGUCCGCACUUAAUGGCAUAGAGGCACCUGUUUCUCUGCUUGCACUGCAAACAUUCGUACAAGUCGUGCUUCUGACCCUCGUUGGAAAACCACUCGGAUGGAUCAAGUUCCGUCGUCCUCUUUCUGCUUGGAAGGGAUUGAUACCUUUGAUGCUCGCACGUCUGAUCGGAAUCCUUGCAAAGACCUUCUGCCUGGCUAGUGUCGAUGCUUCUCUAUACCAGAUCGCAAGGGGCUUACUUUUGCCAUUCACCUUGCUCCUAUCCCAUUUCUUCCUUCACCCUCCACCAUACAACCCACCGCUUUCUCUGUUCGGAUGCGGCAUGAUCAUGAUGGGCUUCGCCACUGGAAUGAUCACAGACUUGGGCGCUAUGCUCACGAGCAUCAAGGGGCUCCUGUUGGGCGUCGGGUCCAGCUUCACCACUGCUGUUGAAAGCGUGGUAGUCAAGCGCUUCCUCACAAAAGGCGACGAGGGAAUGUGGCAAAUGGUAUGGAUGACAAACUGCAUGGCUCUAGUCUGCUACUUCCCUCUCUUCAUCAUCUCUGGCGAGUACACGGUCUUCUCCGGCCUCUACAACAGCGCGGUGGACCUCGAUGUCGCCAAUGCUGUCGCUGCUGCUGAGGCCUCUGGUCAACUCCACGCUUUCUUGUACACCGCUACCGCCACAGGUGCUGCAAGUUUCCUCUUGACUCUAGCAACCUUCCUGCAGAUCUCUGUCACCAGCCCAACAACACACAUGAUCGUCACAGCCGCGCGUGGUGUUGCUCAAAGCGCUCUUGCUGUGCUGAUUCUCCGCGAAGCUGUUACCAUUGGAAGAGUCUGGGCCAUGGUCUGCAUCUUGGGUGGUAGUGCAGUGUAUGCAUGGGGCAAAGACAGAGUCAAGCAACGUGCCGAGAAGGCCGAUGGCAGAGGCAUCUACGAGAAGCUGGAUGAGAUGGAAGCUAGAGAGUCAGAGGAGGACGUUGAGUUGAGGAAGGUCUAA
Molecule: messenger RNA, 1068 nt
Organism: Aureobasidium melanogenum CBS 110374
Lineage: Eukaryota; Fungi; Ascomycota; Dothideomycetes; Dothideales; Saccotheciaceae
Exons: 2
Biological process (GO): protein O-linked glycosylation via fucose; GDP-fucose import into Golgi lumen
Cellular component (GO): Golgi apparatus
Molecular function (GO): antiporter activity
Source: RefSeq, a predicted model, not a curated record